This is a messenger RNA of Paramormyrops kingsleyae, 6183 nucleotides long. Lineage: Eukaryota; Metazoa; Chordata; Actinopteri; Osteoglossiformes; Mormyridae. The record is from RefSeq and is a predicted model, not a curated record.
CACAUUAGGCUGCAAACCCUCUGAGACGAUCCUGCUACACAAGGGGAAAGAGCACUUACCGCUGUCUUGUAACCUUAAGUGUCCGUUCCUUACAGCUUGUUUAUGCUAUUUGUAUUUGUAGGCAAAAUGCUUAUCGAAUGAAUGAUAAUAAUUAUGAAGCAGCAGCGUUACAUGUCAAUCUGGAACAAUUCUUUUGACUUGCACACUAUCACUGGCGUGCAUCAGCCGUCUUCGUUUUCAUCGUAGUAGGAUUGCAUCAUUACAGCACGCCACGCUUUUGUUCUGGUCUGCCUUGUAGCACCGCCGAUAGUUCGGUUCGUAUCACAGGCCAGUAACCACCAUGCGUUUCUGAUCCGAUUCAGUACCCCGCAUCGAUUCCCAGUUAUUGAACAGGUUGGAGGGCUGUGUCUAUCCCCCGUGCUACGCCAUGUAAGCUCACUGCGCGUCCCUGCCGAGCUCCGCAUGGGAUUCACGAUUCAUCCGUCAGCGCUGAAACAGAGAUGCUCUUAAAAUAUUCAAAUGGCGCUAUCAAACAGUCCAAUGAAAAGUGGUGUGGCACUGCCAACGGGCGGCGCAGGGGACUGCGAGAAGCGACCGAGUCCCACACCUGUUAGUGAUGGCUGCAGACACAAGGGCCGAUCGCGUGCCACCACCCCAGCAUGCCCUUCUUCCCCCAGCAGCCAGGGGACGGACCUGUCCCCUUCUCCCACCAACACUCAAUCUCCCGGUUGGGCGCGACGCAGGGUGGUUCGGAGAAGCAGGACCCACGACUGCGUGGCAGGCAUGGUGCUGCAGGCAGGAAGUGGCCGACCGCGCAGAUUCGGGAGUGCGACACCCACCGGGGACAGCGGGAGGCAGUUGGUCAGCAGCGUCAGCUUCUCCGGAUUGGCCGUUUCCCCGAGUGGCAAAGGCGGGCUGUUGCACGAGAACCGGAGUGCCUCCAGCAGCAGGGACAUCAUAGAUUACCGUAAUCUCACGCCCCAAGUGCCCUUCGUGCCCUCCAUCGCUAAGUCUAUCCCAAAGAAGCGGAUAUCUCUGCGGAAGUCGAGAAAGGCUAUCAAAGACCUGCUUGGAAUCAGGCGUCACAAGCGGGAGAAGGUAGUCUCUCCUGGUUUCCUCACUCCAGGAAGAGGAGACAAAGCAGCAGUAUCAGUCAACAUGGGCAAGCCGACCCAGGAAGGGACCACCAGCGGCUGCUCCGGUGUCCCCGACCACAAUGAUGAUCUGUCUGACUCCUCCAUUGAGCUCUGCAGUAGCAUCUGCGAGGACGUGGCCUCCCUCCAGAGCUUUGGAUCCCAUACUGGCUGUGGGGAGAUAUUUGCAGAUGAGGAGCAUCACCUCCCCAUUCCUCAUCCAGCUGAGGGCGGCCAGAAGCAAGACCCCGACAAGGAUGUCUGCGAGUCCAAGAAGGGCAGCCCUGUUGUGGGGUCCUACCAGGGCGGGGUGGAGCAGAUGGCAUCCCCAGCCCAUGCAGAGAUCCUCGACUUGUUUGGAUUGUGGGACAGUUUGAAGAGUAAAGAAGCCAAGGCGGUAGGCAGCCCAGAUCUGAACACCUUCACCCUGGCCCAACCCAUUAGCCAGCAAUCAACUCCUGACAGAACUCUUCUUCUGACAGAACAAAAGACUGUAGAACUUUUACAUGACAAGGGGACACCAAAAAGUGACAAGCAGGAAAUAGUGUCCACAAGUGACGAAGGCUAUUAUGACUAUAUCUCACCUGGACUGGAGGACAACAGUAGGGGGUCUGUCACACCUCACCUUUCCAACCGGUUCCCCAGGGACAGUUAUAGCGGCGAUGCUCUUUAUGAGCUCUUCUAUGACCCUUGUGAGUCCAGGAUGAGCCCCAUCAUUGAUGAGGAAGUGAGCCUAUCAGAAAGCAUUCUUUGUCAAGCCGGUGACCAUCCACAGUCCAUGUACAGUUUCCACGUUGGAGCAGAGGAGAAUCUGGCCCCGCCUUUGGCUUUGGAUCUUGUCGGUCAGGAGCUCCUGCAGAGCAGCUGGAAGGGGAAGGAGUGCCUGUUGAAGCUGUGUGACACCGAGAUCUCCCUGGCCAUGGGAAUCAUGAACUGGCUGAAGCAGAAGGCCAAUCAGACGAGUCCGUCUGUGUGUGGCGGGGUAGAUGUUGAGGCAAGUACUUUCCCUCCGAAUUGCAAUAAACUCCACCGUGAGGGUCAGGAUAUGCCGAAGAAUCAGCUAGCUGUUAAGGAUCCAGCGCCGGAAUCCCCAGCUGUCAACGGAAGCUUAGUAUUCCUACCAAAUCUCAGAAAAGAUGAACCCAAUAUAGCGUCUCCAGAGGGCGAUAUCAGAACACCAGCAAACGGGUUUUCCUUCCGAAUCUUCAACAAGGAGUCUCCCUUAACGCCUAACUGGGACCUGAAGUCUCCCAUACUCAGGUCUCCAGGUUCAGUGGCAAGCACUGUGUUUCUGCUCGCAAUUAACAGGGAAUCGCUGUGCGAGUCUUGCAAGAGGUUGUUGAAAAAGGGCUCCAAGGAGCUGUUCCUGUGUGAUUCCUGUGUGUCUUUCAUCGAACACAUCAAGACUUCAGACCUCUUAAGCCCCAGCAGUUUCCAGAGGACGGGAUCUGCACGAAGCCCUUGCUCACUGCCGCCAGGCUUCUUAGAAUCUCCCAUCAGCCCCUGCAGGACAGAGAGUGAUGUCAGUCUUAUGCGCCUGCUGGAGCAGUGCAUGACCCAGGUGUCCACCCUGAGGAUCGACGGGGGGCCAGAAAUGGUGCCCCCACUAGGCAAGCUGGGGGAAGGCAAGCAGGACGCAGAAGAGAAUGAUGUCAGAGUGGAGAAGAGCAAAGAACAGAGUCAAAAGUAUCUCAAAUCCAAACAAAAUCCAAGAAAACAUGGUUCCAACCGUGAAAACAGAGGACUGGCUUCCUUGCCUCCACGUGGAGCUGACCGCCAGGACGCUCCGUCUCUCCUAGAGACCGGUAACUUGGGUCUAGUCACAACCAACAGCUCAGAUGAGCUUGUUCUCCAGAAAUGCCGCAGUUCGUGCCCAGACGUGCAAGGGGCUCUCUUCAGCGCCAGCCCCACACAGGCACCAAGGCCCACGUCCCUCCCCCUCUCCAACGCAGCCUACUCCGAGUUCACCAGCAGCCAGGGUCACCUGGUCAAGCGAGGCGGGGCCAAGGGGCAACCGCGUGAGAGGCUGCGGCGGCACAAGAAGUCCGGCAUUCACCGCGUCGAGCCGUGCGGACACGUCCUCCAGGAGGAGAAGAAGGCCGACCGCAAGCGCCGGAUGAAGAAAUGAGGAUGCAGGUGCGUGUUGAUCACAGAGAAGCUAGGCUAACACUGAGCUGUCCUGCAUUGUAAUAUUUAUGUGUGUAUAUUAAUUUUAAGGCUUUGUGACAGGGGCAGUGGUUAGCACUGCACCAUGUAUGUGGAGUUUGCAUGUUCUCUCCGUGUCGUCGUGGGCUUUCCUCUUGCUACUCCGGUUUCCGCCCACAGUCCAACAAACAUGCUGAGGUUAAUUGGAGUUUGGACUGUGAACCUCCUCCAUAACCUUGAAUAAGAUAAGCAUUUACAGAAAAUGGUGAGAUGACGGCUUCACAACAGCUGAAGAAAUUAGAUGAAAUUAAGUCUGAAUGUGUUGAGAAACGUAAGCAACUAGUCUUUAAUGUACAGUAUGACUUAGGCUUUUGUUACUUUAUCAGAUGUAUUGUGGUUUCAGCAUCAAACAUAUAUUAUACUUCAUUGUAUAAUAGAAUAAUAGAAUUCUCUGAGUCAUUCAUAAUCAUUUUGAAAAAUAAAUGUGCUUUAUGCUGAAAAUAAAACAGCUCAGCAUAACAUUGCGGUAAAAUUAGACCUGAGUUAAUUAAAUGAAUUAAAAGCAGUUGGUUAUCUUUCUCCAUCUCCCCCCAGGGGGGCGUGUGCUGGGCUACCUGUCGAGCAGCACAAGGACAGAAGCGCGAGCACCGUACGGCACACCAAUGCCAAGCUCUCUGUGACUCUAAACCGCGCACUGACUUCUCAUUCACCGUUUAAUAUCUGGCUGUCAAAGAGAACGAAGAACCUUUACCUCACAGUAACUUUUUGAACCACGUGGAGGUUGAUUUGAAGGUUGCGUUUGACAGACGUGUCACGUUAGCCCCGUGGUCCAGCUUGUACCCUGGCAAGUUCAUGCUUUCUAAUUUUUGACCUGGUGUAAUCAGACCUCUGAGCACGUUGUCUCCUGUUGACUUGCCCCGCAUUUGAAUACUGCGUUCGUAUGUGAUUUGUACAGACAAUUCCGCAUGACCUCGAUGUUCUCACACACACACACUUACGAGCCAUUAGGGAUUUUUACGACUUCUGGGUUUUGAUGAUACAUGUGUUUCGCUCAGUCAUUAAGCAGUAGCUUCAUUAUGUAACAGCCAAACUGUUCACAUUCAUUGUAUUGAAUUGAAUGGAAAACCAUUGACCUGUGUUAAAAAAACAGGCGCAAACCCAGAAGAGGGAAAAUGAGCGUGUAAACAUGCAAUCUAGCAAAAUGCCUUACUGGUCAUGUUACCAUGACAACAGUGGGGAAGCAUCAUCGUCAUGGAAAUGGAGCAUUUGGCUGUUAAGGAUUGCUUUAGUGUGAUCUUGGCGUUUUUGGAGAGUUUCUCAAGAAGGUUUUAGGGGAUAGAGGAAGGGGAAGAAUUAAGGAAAAUUAAUUUUGAUUUUACAUGGCUGUAACAUAACCUACCGAUAUCCCUGUUGUAUGUAGCACAGGGUUGGCAAGUGAGAAGUGCUGACUGGAUGACUUGGAUAUGUAGAGGAGAUCUUAACACUGUAAUUAUUGGACUAGCAGCGGCUUGUGGAAUGAAUCGAUUGCCUGGCUCUGCUGAAGGUCGUUUUGGUCUAUAAUUAGCUUGCCUACUAGACCCAGAGGAAGGUGUUGUGAGGGAUGAGGUGGUGGAAACAUGAACCAAAGGGAUUAAAAUCCCUAAAGAAGCCCCAGGGAACCAAUCUGGCAUUUCCGCAAAACAUGAGGACAGUGCAACCAUAUGAGGAGGGGAGUGUUGGCGGUGGGCGGAGCUUCUGAUUUGAUUGGCUUUCAUUUCAUGGUCAGGCCGACUUCUAUCAUUACUUCCUGUUCUGUUACAUACUAACACAAGGGCAUAACUUUGGGUUAAGCACUGGGGGGUUAAGGUCUCCACCCAUUUAAGGGGGGGGCAGGGGGUUGUAUUAGCUGGUUUUGAUUAUCUCCCCCAUAAUUUACAUCCAUAUGCCCUCAUGUCCCACUGGAAACCAGUAGCACUGUUGAAAUUAGGCUUGGAAAAUGCAAUUUCUUCCUUUUCUGUGUCACCUCACCUUCUGGGUAAAAUCUCAUUUUCCCCUGAAAAUCUCCUUUUUUACCCCCCCCCCAGCAUUUUCAAGCCUUGAAAUCCGGGUUUCCUCCCGGCCGGAGCGCUGUAAGGCGUAAUGGGAAAAUGACAGUCGCUUCUAUGCUUUCAAUCUGUACCCUUAGAAAUAUCCAGCCAUCAAGGGAGCGCCAAGGAUUUCAGUGUGUUGAAUAUGUAACGAUAUUUAAAUUCCGUCUGGGCAAGGCGGACUUCGACCUGAUUUCCAAAGGAUAGCAGCUUGCGUGACAGUAGUAGCUCUUACAAGGGAAGACGAUCCUGCAGGAAAUCACACACAUCAACGCACAUGCUGUGUAAAAAGGUCUAGUUUCUUACUCUCCCGAAAAAGAAAAGAGAGAGGGUCUGGUAAAUCUGUUGUUUUUUUGUUUUUUUUUUAAGCAUCCAUUUUCUGUUCUGGGGAUUUGGCAAACAGAAGAUUCGCAGACAAAAGCUCGGUUUAUGGAAAUGGCCAAAUUCAGAAUAUGAGAAUAAAUCAUGUUUUAUGAGUAAAAUGUAACAGAACAUAAAGUGUCCGAAGUGAGCUGACACGGCAGUACAGUCUAAUAAUGCCCCAGGUUUGCUGAGGAGUGUCUAAUCGCUCCCUGUGCAUGUGCUUUGUUCAGUCACAAUUUCCCAUUUUCCAGAAGUUUCCAAUAGCUUUUGUUGCUUUUCACUGUGUCCCGCCACAGCAUUAAUAAUAGAGCAGCCCGGCUAUAUAAAUGUAGUGAGAAGUGCAGGUACAGUUACAGGGGAUGAAUAAUUUAAAGGGUCAGUCUGAGGAUCCGGACCUCCAUGCAGGAAGGUUCCACCAGGAGGGCAGGGCAUCCAAGAGCAUUUUUGCUUGCCUCAAAAUUGGCAGAUUUAUUAAU